AUGAGUCCAUUCCCGGAGAGGUUCUUCAAGUUCGGCUACGAACCUCAAAACAAGAAGGUAAACACGUACUUCCAGCUGAACUACCUCAAUGCUAUUACCUUCGCACUUGAAGAUGACCACAUAGAAAAGCUUAUGGACUCCCAAUUUGGGAAACUUUUUCAAGCUGGCAACAAGAUCGCAUCUUCCGUUAGGUUUCUCCACUAUCUGCUGUCUAGGCAACUCGUUACCAGUAAGAAGAAAGAGAUAUGGUGUCUUUUCUCUGGUCAGCCAAUUCGUUUCUCGAUGAGGGAGUUCGUUAUUGCAACUGGUUUGGAUUGCUCGUCUCUACCUUCGACAUCUGAAGGUGACGAUGAUGAAAUCAAGAGUUACACUAAAGAAUUGUUUGGGUCUGAGAAAAACGCAACUCCACUUUGGAUAGCCAAUACUCUUUUGGGCAGGCCGUACAAGGAAAAAGAUACCAGAUUCAAGCUUGCUUGUCUACUACUUGUUGACGAGAUAGUGUGCCCCACCUCUAAGAAUACAAAAAUUAAUGGGGAUCAUAUCUUGAUGGUUAGAGAUGUUGAUGACUUUCUCUCAUAUCCUUGGGGUCGCAAAUCGUUUGACAUCACCAUGGAAAGCAUCAAAACGAGAACUGCUACUCUGUCCAAUCUCUGUCAGCCGACCUGUGCGAUUCAGAGCUUCUUACACGCCCUUCAAAUGGUGGUUUUAGCUUGCGUCCCCAACUUGUUGUCUAAGGAUGUUAAGGGGAAGAAACCAAGCUUAGCUGAUGAUGAUGAGGACGACGAUGAUCUCCCAUUAAUACGCCCGGUCGUUGUAAAACACAUCCUCGAUGAUGAGGACUCAGUCUUAGACGAGGAGAUUAUGGACGACGACGAGGAGGACUCCAAGGUGGAAAAGUUGCUGAGUGCCAUUGAAGAUGGAACUGCAUUCACCAACAAGUCCUUCGUUGGCGGAGUAAAGGCAUCCGAACAUAGUAAGCUUCCAAAACAUCCAUCAUCCUCAACAUCACGAAAAUCCGCAUCCGAUGGGGAUGACGAUUCCGGUGUAUCUGCAUUUUUAGAGAAAUUACUUGCUGGAAAUUCCAGCAUUUUGAAUGCGGUUAACACACUUUCAUCUGAUUUUCGGAUGAUUCGACGUGAUGUCAAAUCGGCAGUCAAUGAGCUAGCCGCUUUACGCACCGAGUUCACUAAAUUCAAAAAGACGAAUCGUUCUACUGACACCUUGCCCGCUACAACCUCAAACAAAGUUCAAAGAAAAGAACAACAAAAAGAUAACCAAGGAACCUACGAGGGGAAUGAAGAGAACAAGGGGAAUGAAAAGGGACUAGAUAACGCAGCGGCCCAGGAAGGGGAGAAUCAAGUGAAUGAACCAAAAACUGGUCAUGGUGUUGACGGUUCUCAAGUUGAAGUUGAAAAGGAAUUUACUUUCACCGAUGAGGCUACCAAGGCGACUAAUACGAUUUAUCAGGAGACAGAGGACAAUGCAGGCGUCCAAGAUCCAAUCGUCGAGCCUGCAAAUACAAAGGAGACAGAGGACAAUGCAGGCGUCCAAGAUCCAAUCGUCGAGCCUGCAAAUACAAAGGAGACAGAGGACAAUGCAGACGUCGAACAUCCAAUUUCCGAGCCCGCAAAUACAAAGGAGAUAGAGGACUAUGCAGACGUCCAAGAUCCAAUUUCCGAGCCUGCAAACACAAAGGAGACAGAGGACAUUGCAGCUGUCCAAGAUCCAAUUCCCGAGCCCCGAAAGGUUACCGGUGACCAUGAUGACUCAAGCGUUUCCAUUUUUGUUUCGGAUAAAGAACAGGUACUAUUGAAGCCAAUAGUAGACGAUCCUCCAGCUUUUUCACUAGGUCUAACGCAGGAAGAGAAAAACCGCGAGGAAUCUCAGCUAAGAGAACAAGAGGAUAAGAGAAAAACGGAUGUUGGAGAUUCUUCCAAAUGUCCUCCUCCAACACAAAAGACCGACAAAUCUGCAGAGUUGUCUUCUUUCUUUCAUAGACCGACCUCUGAACAAGUAUCCUUCCUUGAAGCCAAAAUUAAAGAAACCAGCCUUUUCCCUUCCUGGUAUGGCAUUCGCCUUCCUUCGAACAUCUUUAAUCAGAUAAUGUCUUGUAACAAGCCAUGCAUGAAUGCCAUAGUUGCCUCAAUUCGUGAUGAGCUGUGGGCUACCAGAGAAGCUCAUCCCAUAAAUUACGAUUUCGUUGAGUUCGGAUUAAUCGUCGAAAUUUUCAGGCUUCAUGACCAAUUUCUAUCAAACUCGAAGAAGGCCAAGAUAACCCUGCCUAAAGGCACCAUAUCCUACAUCAAAAACAGAUUUCCUUGGUACACUGUAGUUGGUCGUCUCUACUGUCCCUUCCAGAUAGAUGGUAGGCUUUGGAUUGGUCUUUGCAUCGAUUUGGAGGCACACGAUAUAGCUGUUUUUAAUUGCAACCCAACAAUUAAGGAGAUGAAGCUUAAGACCCUCAUAGUACCACUUGCCGAAUCUCUUCCACACUUCAUCAGGAGAGUAGCGUACAACUCAGAGAUGAAGAACGACACCCUAGACGCAUUCAACAUUUCAAUUGCUAAGCCUGUUUUUCAAUCAGCAAAUCAAGGUCACAGCGCCAUACUUACACUCAUGCUACUUCAGCUCCACUCAGAGAACAUGCCGGUCGACACUGUCAUUGAAGACGACUUGGUCCGUGAUGCAGCUCUAACCUACGCUUUCGACCUACUAUGUAAAGUCGAGCAACCAAUUUCAUCAGCCCCGGCGACUGAUCCCUGA
Messenger RNA from Eutrema salsugineum, 2763 nucleotides. RefSeq lists its product as uncharacterized. NCBI's taxonomy places the organism in Eukaryota, Viridiplantae, Streptophyta, Magnoliopsida, Brassicales, Brassicaceae. The coding region runs from base 1 to 2763 and encodes 920 amino acids. Gene Ontology annotation, biological process: proteolysis. Gene Ontology annotation, molecular function: cysteine-type peptidase activity. The transcript has 13 exons. The record is from RefSeq and is a predicted model, not a curated record.